Cynocephalus volans (Philippine flying lemur) is the source of this 381-nucleotide messenger RNA. Its product is annotated as small ribosomal subunit protein eS10-like. Bases 1 to 381 code for a protein of 126 amino acids. The record is from RefSeq and is a predicted model, not a curated record. Gene Ontology annotation, molecular function: RNA binding; structural constituent of ribosome. The transcript has a single exon. Gene Ontology annotation, cellular component: cytosolic small ribosomal subunit. NCBI's taxonomy places the organism in Eukaryota, Metazoa, Chordata, Mammalia, Dermoptera, Cynocephalidae.
AUGUUGAUGCCCAAGAAGAACCGGAUUGCCAUUUAUGAACUCCUUUUUAAGGAGGGACUGACGGUGGCCAAAAAGGAUGUCCAUAUGCCUAAGCACCCAGAGCUGGCAGGUAAGAAUGAACCCAACCUUCACAUCAUGAAAGCCAUGCAGUCUGUCAAGUCUCAAGGCUACAUGAAGGAACAGUUUUCCUGGAGACACUUCUACUGGUACCUUACCAACGAGGGUACCCAGUAUCUCCAGGAUCACCUCCACCUGCCCCCUGAGGCUGUGCCUGUCACCCUGCACCGCAGUAGUCCUGAGGCUGGCAGGCCUUGGCCCAAAGGUCUGGAGGGUGAGCGACCUGCCAGACUCACAAGAGGAGAGGCCGACAGAGACACUUAG